AAAAAAGUAAAGAAAGAAAAACCGCGUUUAUGCUAUUUCUUUCUCUUUGUAAAAGGUCACGUGCAAGCGCUCAUUCAAGCCCAAUCUCUUUGAAUCUCAGCACUCAGAAAAAAUUUCCAAACCUCCAAGCUUAUAACUGUACUUUCUUUCUUUCUUAAAAAGGCUUUCCCUUCGUGUUGACAUAAAUGUCAGCAUACACCAUUUAUGAAGAGCUCUUUCCACCUCAAACUGUCGAACAAGUUGAGACAUGUCACUUUACUUCACCUGACGCGAUUAAUCUUAUAGUUGCGAAAGCCUCAUUAUUACAAAUCUAUCAGUUUGUAGAAUACGUACCCAAUGCAGAAGAAGAGGACGAAGUGUUAUCUGAUAAUGAAUUAGCAAAAGAAAGACUUAAUGAUACAGAAGAUAGGAACUUGACAUAUCCAAAAUUAAAACCGUUGAAGAAAGAUGCUGUAGUGGACUCAACGUCAGGAAGACUCGAGCUGGUUGCACAAUUCAACCUGCACGGUGUUAUAUCUACAAUGGGUACAGUUCGAACAAACUCUUCUCGUGGUAAAGAAGGAUGUGAUAGCUUGCUGCUAGGAUUCAGCGAUGCCAAGAUGUCUUUAUUGGAGUGGUCUUCAGCAACAAAUUCGAUUGUUACCGUGUCAAUCCAUUAUUAUGAAAGAGAUGAGUUCAAGAAAGAGUUCCUGGCAAAUCCAAAUCCGUCAUCUAUACAUAUCGACCCUCAACAGCGAUGCGCAAUUUUGAAUUUUUAUGAUAACAAGUUGGCAGUAUUACCUUUUCGACAAACUGACAAACUUGAUGAACGUCCAGGAGAUGCGGAUGAAGAUGAGGAAAAAUGGCCUUAUCAAUCAAGCUUUGUUAUUGACCUGUCAACACUAGAUUCCCGUAUAAAGAAUAUCAUUGAUAUGUCAUUUCUAUCAGAUUAUUAUGAACCUACAUUGGCAAUCCUGUUUCAACCUGAACAGACAUGGACAGGACGACUCGCCAACAACAAAGAUACAGUAUCGCUUGUCGUCAUCUCUCUUGAUUUAACAGCAAAGGUUUAUCCAAUCAUUUAUUCUAUUGACAAAUUACCUUAUGAUUGCCUUAAACUUGUGCCUAUGCCCAAACCAGUAACAGGCAUGCUCGUGAUCGCUGCUAAUUCCUUGCUACACGUCUCUCAAGGUUCACCUGGUGUGGGUGUUGCUGUGAACGGAUACACAAAAAAGACGACUGAUUUCCCUGGUAUGCUUUACGAGCCCGAACUUAUCAAUCUAGGAUUUUCCCUGGAAGGCGCAAAGGCAUUGACCUUUGGAGGAGAUCGCUGUUUGAUAUUCAUGCAGAAUGGGAACUGGGCUCUAGUUCAAUUCAAAAUGGAUGGCAGCAAGGUGGUAGGUAUGGAUAUCGUAGAGAUCAAGCAUACUAUACCUUUGAUGGUCAAGAAGCCUCAUCAGUUUGAUACUCCUCCUUUGUUGGCAACAGUACCUUCCUGUAUUACCAAUGUCAAACAGAACGAAUACUUCUUUUUGGGAAGUCGAGUAGGCGACUCUUUGCUCAUCAAAUACUGUCCAGAACUCAUGAACAGCACAUCUUUGCGCAAUGAUCCUCAGCAUGUAUUCCGUGUAUGCGAUACAUUAUUAAACACUGGACCUAUUGUAGAUAUGGCAGUGGGCGAUGUUCAAAGCCAUGAAAAACCUCAGCGUGAAGACAACAAUGAUGGCACCUUACCAGAACUCGAAUUAGUGACAGCAUCUGGUCAUGGCAAAAACGGUGCGCUAUGUGUCUUCCAGCGACAUAUAUACCCAGAGACGUCCUUUUCGUUUCAUCAGUUUGAUAGUCAGGCCAUCUGGUCUAUCAAAUGUCGAAAGGAGCAACCUUACGAUGUUCAAAAAGCGGCAAAAGAGGAACACAGUCGAUGGGAACGUACCAAAGAUGAUGACACCUUUGACCGACUAUUGUUUAUCAGUAAAUCCAAGAGCACGCUCGUCUUGUCUGCCGGCGAUGAAUUACAAGAACUUGUUGGGACUGGAUUUUAUACACGUGGGCCUACAGUCGCAGUCAGCACCUUGUUUGAUUCAACGCGUAUUGUACAAGUGUAUGCAACUGGCGUGAUGAUGUUGACUCCAGAGGGCAAGAGGGUUCAGACGGAAUCUAUUCGAGGCGCUAAAAUUAUCGAAGCUAGCAUACGUGAUCCCUACAUCAUUUUAACGCUUGAUAAUAAUAAAAUAUUGGCUUUACAAGGUGAUGCUUCAACAAAAGACAUUAUUCGUAUUCAGUUACCGAAUCAUAUAAAAGAUAUUGGAGCUUCUUUAUCGGGCAUUUUUGCAGAUACAUCUGGAUUAUUCCUUAGUAUAUCAGAAAAGGUCAAGGUAAUAGAAGCUGCUAAAGCCGCCGCGCUUCAAGCAGCAGAAUCCAAGGCUCAACAACAAAAGAAACGAAAGGCAGAAGAAGAACAUGUGUCGAUGAAAAAGAAGAUGAGCAAAACGGCAGGCACCUAUGAAUUCGACGAGGUCGACAUGGAUCUUUAUGGUGAAGAGAUUUUGGAUGAUGGCGACUCAUCUACUGUUGUUAACAACCAAAUCAAUGAGGAAGCAGCAGAUGUGCCUGAAGCGACCGAUGAAGAAAAGAUUGAUGAAAUCAAUGUUAGUCUUCAAGGUGUAGAGAUUAAUGAGAUGACACGCGUUAGCUUUUGGUGCUUUAUCUAUACAACAGCAGGGUCUUUCAACAUUUACAGCCUUCCUGACUUUAAGGAAUGCUUUACGUGUCCCCAGUUCAAUAUUGCACCUGACCUAAUUGUCGACAGUGAACAAGGACAGAAGCCAAAGAUGAAUGCUGGUAAUAUUCAAGAGAUUUUGAUGACAAACAUUGGUAAAGAAAGAAAAGAUCCGCAUCUGGUUGCUCGAACAGAUACCAAUGACAUCGUCAUCUACAAGGCAUUCAGUUACCUAGAUGAAUCAGCCACGGAUAAUGACCGACUGGCUCUUCGAUUCUCUCGUGUUCAUCAUGAGUAUGUCUCCAAGAACACUCCUUCAACCACGACAAACAAGAAAUCAAAGAAAAGAGGAAUCAUUGAUGCAUUUGAAGUUCCAGAUGGAGACUUGGAAGAAGAAGAAGAAGACUUGAAAACGUCACGAAAGACAGAAAGAAAGCACCUUCGCAAACUACUUAUACCUUUUACAGAUGUGGCAGGUUAUGCAGGCAUCUUCCUUGCCGGUCCUCAACCCGCAUGGUUAAUGUGUUCAUUCAAGAGCUUUGUGCGUGUACAUCCUAUGAAAACAGAACAUGAAAUCGUCGGUUUUACACAAUUUCAUAACGUUAACUGCAAACAUGGGUUCAUCACCUUAGAUUCCAAGUCUGACAUCCGUCUAUCAAGACUACGUACAGAUGGAGUUAACUACGACCUGGAUUGGGUUAUACAAAAGGUCCCACUAGGACAAACUGUGCACAAGAUUCAGUACCAUCCCAUCAUGCGCGUUUAUGCCGUCUUGGUGUCUCAGGCUGUACCCGUCCGAAUGAAGAAUGACGAUAAUCAAUAUAUCGACGGAAAGGAAACGGACGAAAGAGCACCUGGUGAAUUUUUACCAGAACUAAACAAGUUUUCCAUGGUGAUGGUAUCUCCUGUCACAUGGGAAAUUGUAGAUACAGUAGAAUUUGAAGAGUUUGAGCAGUGCUUUUCGUUAGAAUGUGCCUUGUUGGACUCAAAGCAAACGAGUACAGGAAGAAAAUAUUAUGUCGUGGUAGGCACAGGAAGUCUAAAGGGUGAAGAUACGACAAUGAAGGGAUCUAUACGCAUAUUUGAUAUUAUUGAAGUAGUACCUGAACCAGAUAAUCCACAAACUAAUCACAAAUUUAAACGUAUUCUUACUGAAGAUGUAAAGGGUGCAGUAACAGCAAUGUGUACAGUAAGUGGCCACUUGACAGCCUGUAUUGGCUCUAAAGUGAUUGUGUGGAGCUUGGAAGACGAUGAACGACUGGUUGGUGUUGCGUUUAUUGAUGUACAGAUAUAUGUGACAAGCAUGAGCUCUAUCAAGAACUUUAUCUUGAUUGGUGAUGCGCAAAAGUCGAUCUGGUUCUUGGGUUUCCAGCUUGAGCCGGCAAAGCUUUCGUUGCUGGGUAAAGAUUAUCAAUCAUUUGAUGUUGGCUGUGUAGACUUUAUUAUUGAUGACAAGUCAUUGUAUCUUGUUGUUGGAGACACAAGCGAGAAUAUUGAUUUGUAUCAAUACGCACCUUUCAAUUUACAGUCAUUUGGUGGUCAAAAAUUAAUGCGACGUGGUGAUUUCCAUGUUGGAUCUCAAGUUCAAACGAUGGUGAGAUUACCACAGAUAGAAAAGUCAGAUAAAGGACUAGCGUAUAGUAGAAGACACUUUUGUUUAUGUGGUACAUUCAAUGGAUCCAUCUCAGUUAUAUCACCCAUAUCAGAAAAGACCUUUAAGCGAUUGAAUACACUUUAUGGUCAGCUUGUCAAUAACUUACAACACGUAGCCGGUUUGAACCCAAGAGCAUUUAGACUAAUUAAGGGGCCUAAACAAAGGAUGUCUUCUAACCGUACCAAGGCAGUUCUUGACGGUGAUUUGGUAUUUUCAUUUGCUGGUUUGUCUAUAGAAGAACAAAAGGAAACCACAAAACAGAUAGGAACAACGGUUACUCGUAUCAUGGAAGAUUUAGUAGAUAUUGAAUGUAGUAUAAAUCACUUUUAAAAAAAUAAAGCCGAAUGAUUUGUGUGUAACUAUUCAUACUCCG
This is a messenger RNA of Rhizopus microsporus ATCC 52813, 4725 nucleotides long. RefSeq lists its product as uncharacterized. Bases 186 to 4682 code for a protein of 1498 amino acids. Gene Ontology annotation, molecular function: nucleic acid binding; protein binding. The record is from RefSeq and is a predicted model, not a curated record. Gene Ontology annotation, cellular component: nucleus; mRNA cleavage and polyadenylation specificity factor complex. The transcript is spliced from 10 exons. NCBI's taxonomy places the organism in Eukaryota, Fungi, Mucoromycota, Mucoromycetes, Mucorales, Rhizopodaceae.